Panicum virgatum (switchgrass) is the source of this 1992-nucleotide messenger RNA. Its product is annotated as EID1-like F-box protein 3. Gene Ontology annotation, molecular function: protein binding. Bases 358 to 1242 code for a protein of 294 amino acids. NCBI's taxonomy places the organism in Eukaryota, Viridiplantae, Streptophyta, Magnoliopsida, Poales, Poaceae. The record is from RefSeq and is a predicted model, not a curated record. The transcript has a single exon.
UUGGCUACCGGCCGGGCACCGACCGCCGACCGCCGGUUGGCCUUGUUCGGCUGAGCAGAUAAGCGCUGGCUGGGCUGCUCUGGCUGGCCUAGCGGUUCGGCGGUCAGGUGCAGCUGAACGGCUGGAGGCAAGCCGCCCCGUCGGCUUUUGUUCCGACGUCUGGUACGAAACUACAAAAGUUCUAGUCGGCACGGUACUCCCAGCAAGAAUACUGAUUCCAGCUAGCACUCCAGCCCAGCCAGCGCUUUUAAGUUCAACCGAACGGGCUCUAGGCAGUUAGGCAAGGGAAACACUCGCUAGUCGGCGGUCGCUCGCGGCGCACGCCGGUGUGUGCGCGAGGUUGAUGGGCGCGGCGGGAUGAGCGAGACGGGCCCGACCAUGAGGCGGCUGAGUGGCGCGUCCAACGGCGGCAGCGGCGGCGGCAAGGCGGCGGGAGGAGGUUCUGGCGCCGCCGCCGGACCGUGGGAGGGGGGCGGCAAUGCGGCGCGGAUCCGUGGCGUGAACGUCGGGAUCAUGGACGAGAAGGUGCUGGAGCUCGUGUUCCGGACGCUCAACUGGGACCCGCAGUCUCUGUGCGUGGUGGCGCGGGUGAGCCGGCGGCUGCGCGCCGUGGCGGAGCGCGUGCUGUGGCGGGAGCUCUGCGUGUCGCGGGCGCCGCGGAUGGUGGCGGCGCUGACGGGCGGCGCCCCCGCGUCGGCGCCGGCGGCCGGGCGCAUCGGCGGCGGGUGGCCGGCGCUGGGGAAGCUGCUCCUCUUCUGCUGCGGCGCGGCGGGGGCGGCGGUCCCGGGCCACUUCGCCCCGGUGUCGCGCUUCUCCAAGACGUCCGGCCGGAGCUUCCUGUCGCGGCGGUGCGCGGGGGACCUGCUGUUCGUGUCGGACCCCUGCGAGCACGCCGUGGCCGGCGCCGCCGACGACGUGGGCCCCUACCGCGGCGUGUUCCGCGGGUUCAUGCGCUCCCGGACGCGGGCGUGGCUGGUGGGCCACCGCGCCCCGCUGGAGCCCCGCGUGCGCUGCCCCUACUGCGGCGCGCGCGUCUGGAGCAUGACCGCCGCCGGGCUCGCCCCGCGCAGCGCGUCGCGGCGGCUCGGCGCCAACGAGGGCUGUCUCGAGUACUUCGUCUGCGUCAGCGGGCACCUCCAUGGCAGCUGCUGGCUCGCGCGCCUCUCCGACAGCGAGGGCGCCGGGCCCGACGGAUCCGACGCCGACCACGCGUCCGCCGACGAGGACGACGUUGGGCUGUGACUCGCAUCGCCGGCGGAUUCGACGUGUACAGAGAGUCUAGUAUAAGCCUCAGCUUAGCAUUUUUAACCCCUCUUCUCUUUCCAUUCAUCUUUGUAAAUGCUGUGGCUGGCGGCGUGCCGCUGUUUGCAUUGCUUCGGUGGUCGCCGGACGACGCCACCGGAUCAGGCACAGGCACGAGCCAACCUUGCAGCUGCGGCGCGCACCGACGCGCCGUGCUUUUGACACCGUGGCCUGCUCGGUGCUUCGCAUGGGCAAUGGCAGAAUCUUUAAACCGGCAGUGGACUUGGCGUGCAAUUCCUCUCUUUUUGAAGAGACCAUGCCUCUCCUUGUUUUCAAGAUGGCCGAUCUGACCUCGCCGCCGUGCUGCAUUGAUGCGUUUCUGGGCUGCCGCCGGCGAUGCCCAUCCGGCGUCGGCGGCGUGGCCAUUAGCCCCAUGCCAUGCCACCGAAUUGGUCCGUCCGGCCAUGGCACACACGAGGCUUUCUCUUCCCGUGGCUGCGACGGACCGACCGCCGCUGCAGAGCUCUUGGCUUUCACGAGGGUUUUUGUGAUGGCUUGCGGGGGACACGAAUACACAGGGAUUUGUGCCUCUCGAGCUCAGUACCAUCCCCGAACAGUAACAGCUCGCAAACCUUUGUUCGUCAACCAAUGGAUGUGUUCCAUUGAAAAACUAAUGGUGUGGCAUUCCUGGCUCCGGGGUGUAACGUCUUGGAGGAGAAAUGGUACUGACAACGGCAAGGGUUUGGUUAA